Triticum turgidum subsp. durum (durum wheat) is the source of this 702-nucleotide messenger RNA. Lineage: Eukaryota; Viridiplantae; Streptophyta; Magnoliopsida; Poales; Poaceae. The record is from the annotation of a GenBank genome assembly.
AUGGCUACCGUCGCCGCCGCCGCCCCCGAGCACAUCGAGGCGAUGGAGCAAGUUGAAGGGGAGGAGCUGGCGGCUGGAGCACCCGCCGCCGCUACCGCCGAUGACGUCGACGCGCCCACCGAGGCGAUGGAGCAAGUUGGAGGGGAUGAGGCGGCCGCCGCCGCUGACGACGCCGCCCAGCCGAUGGAGGAAGGCGAAGGGGAGGAGGCGGAUGCUGGUGCCGAGGCUCACAUGGAGGCAUCGGAGCAGGCUGAAGAGGAGGAGCAGGAGGAGGUCCACGCGGUGGCGGUGGCAGAGGAGGAGGAAGCGGAGGCCCAGCCGCUGCAGACGGUGCUCCCGCUGGGCAGGGUGAAGAGGAUCAUGCGGGUCGACAGCGAGAUAAAGAAGGUGACCGCCGAGGCGUCGCUGCUCAUCGCCGCGGCCACCGAGCUCUUCCUCGGCUCCCUCGCCGCCGGCGCCCACACGGCCGCCUCCCAAGGUGGCCGGCGGACGGUGCGCGCCGCGCACGUCCGGUCCGCGGUCCGCGCGCACCGCCCCACCGCCGACUUCCUCCUCGACUGCCUUCCAGCUGCCGCGGAGGCGGCGCCCCGCGUCGCCCGCUCCGGAUCCGAUGGUGCCGCCGCCGUCGCCGAAGCAGCAGUGCCCAAGCCGCUGCCACGCGGGACCCGCCGCAUCGACGGAUUCUUCCAGAAGGUCACUUAG